AUGGGAUGCGAAAAGAUAAUUCAAUUGGGGGUUUUAUCCGAGGAAGAUGCAUGGACCUUGUUCAAAAAGCAUGCUCAUAUAAGUGAUAGUUCCUUGAAACAUUUGUUGGAUAAGGGACGCGAUAUUACCAAAGAAUGUAAAGGGUUACCAGUUGCAAUAGCAGCCAUUGCUAGCAGUUUAAAAGGUGAAGGAAAUGUGAAAGUGUGGAAAUCAACUUUAAGAUCCUUGCAGAAGUCCGUGCCUAUGCAUGGUGUUCCUAAAAGUUUGAUUGAAGUUUAUAAAUGUUUGAGGUAUAGUUAUGAUAAUUUGAAGGAUAAAGAAUCCCAGAAACUAUUCCUCUUAUGUUCUAUGUUUCCAGAAGAUGAAGAACUUUCCAAUGAAACUUUAACCAGAUUUGGCAUUGGAGUGCGCCUUUUUGGGGAAAUGGAUGGCAAAUACGAUGAAGCUCGAGACCAAGUCGUUGUUGCCAUUCAUAAACUUGUAGAUUCUUGUUUGUUGUUGAAGUGUGGGAAAGAAAGUGUGAAAAUGCAUGACUUGGUUCGUGAAGUGGCCUUAUGGAUAGCUAAUGAGGAAAUUCAAGCAGUAAAUGUGUGUAACAAAAAUCAGAGGUUAUUGCUUGAGAGGAGGAAGAAUAUUAAAUAUUUGUUAUGCGAAAGGAAGAAGAUGGAUGUAUUUUCUUGUAAGUUUGAUAGCUCCAAACUUGAGAUUCUAAAAGUCGUCUACAUGCAUGAAGAUGAAGAUGAAAAUGCUUCUGUAGAAGUCCCAAAUUCAUUCUUUGCAAAUAUGACGGAACUUCGAGUUUUGCAUUUGUCAUUGAAGACACGGAGAUAUGUUUCUCUAUCAUUACCACAGUCAUUCCAAUCAUUGACAAAUAUUCGGUCUCUAAUCCUUGAAAGGUUACGCUUAGAAGACUUCUCUGUUCUGAAAAACAUACAAAAUCUUGAGACUCUUGAUUUGGUUCGGUGCCGUAUGGAUGAAUUACCCCGUGAAAUUGCAAAACUGGAGAAAUUUAGAGUGUUGAGGUUAAGAGGUGGCAUUGUUGGAAAUUUUAAUUCAAUUAAAGUGAUUGAAAAGUGCUCAUUACUUGAAGAAUUGUACAUUGUUGGUACGGAUCUCACGUUUGAUACUUCGGCAAUGCAUGAGAAAAUAACCUUUCCUGCAUUGCAAAGGUACAUUAUGAGUGAAUAUCUGGUGGAUGAAUCGUUGUCAACAUGUGUGGCCUUUCCGAAGAUUGAUGCUAUUUUCUCAGAAGUGACAUUCAAUCAUUUGGUGCAAACAACCGAACUUCUUCAUCUGGGAAAAAUCGAGGGGGAAUGGAGAAAUCUCAUACCUGAUAUUGUUCCCAUGGAUAGAGGUAUGAAUGACCUAAUCGAGCUUUAUUUAUGGGAGAGUCCACAAUUGCGGUGUCUCAUUGACACUACACGUAUUGAUUCUCAUAGACGAAGUUUCUUCUCCAAGUUGAUUGAGCUACGACUUAGAGCCAUGGACAAUUUCGAAGAACUAUGCAAUGGUCGCUUUCCCUUUGACUUUCUAAACAAUUUACAGAGUCUAGAUAUCUCAGAUUGUAUAAAUUUGAGAAGCAUAUUGUUUAAGAGCAAGCUAAACCUCUGCUAUCUUAAGACCAUUGAAUUGUACAAUUGCCCAAAAUUGGUAUCCCUAUUUCAAUUGUCAACUUGUCAAAGGCUCUUGCUUUUGGAGAAACUGUCCAUACAUGAUUGUGAGAAACUAAAAAACAUAAUAGCAGAUGAAAGAGUAAAUGAAGAUAGAAGGGAAGAGAUUGUUGAUGGUGAGAAUGAUAACAAGAGUUGUGCCUCAAUGUUUCCAAAUCUGAAAACUCUUUAUAUUAUCGAGUGUCCCCAAUUGGAAUAUAUACUUCCAACUCUUUCUACUCAAGUUGUUCCAUUGCUAGAAACUAUCAUAACACGUGAUUGUGGUGCGCUGAAAUACAUAUUUCAUCAAUACCAACAUGAACAUGCAAGGUCAUCCUGUAAAAACGAUUCCAUGGAAAAAGUAGAAUCAAAUCGCAAGAAAUGCAAUAUUUCUCCUUGGAUCCAUAUGUGUUAUCCUCAUAAAUGCAGACGCAAAGUCAAGAGUACCAAAAGUACUACCAAUGAACCAUUGCAAGAUUGUUCAAUCUCAUCGGUGUCAAACUUUGACUAUCUUCAUCUUUGGCAACGUGCUCAAUGUCUUUCGGAGCAACCACAGAUCCUGCGCAAAAUUAAAGAAAUUGACCUACAAAAUUUUUCAAAGAUCAAAUCUGUAUUUAUCUUCUCCAUUGCUCCAGUGAUGUUGGAAACUCUGAGAAUUCAGGACUGCGACGAAUUACAGCACAUAAUAGUAGACAUUACAGAUGACCUUGGUGACAGUGAUUUGAUUUAUGGUUUUCCAAAAUUGAAAGAGAUCUAUGUGAAAGGUUGUAGGCAAUUGGAAUAUAUAUUCGGAUGUUGGGUUGAUGAUCAUCAGAAUCAUAAUAAAAGAAACCUUGAUCUUCACGUCUUGGAAAGUCUCCGCUUACAUGAUCUGCCAAGUUUAAUAGGCAUUUGCUCCAAAAACUAUAGCACAACAUUGCCACCUUUGAAGAAGUUUGAACACAACGGAUGUUCCCAUAUUAGCAUUAAAUCUAUUGGCGAUUUCACCCUUUCUUUGAGUAACACAUCUGUUAAGGAGUUGAGUGGGAACGUGAAGCAUCUUCUCUCUUUGAAAAAUCUCUGUUUCCAUGGCCCCAAAAUUGAAAACAUUUGUUGUUUCAAUGAAAUAAUUGGACAAGAAACAAAUUUAGGGUGGGAAAACAUUCGGUUGGAAGAUCAGCCUCGUGUGACCUAUCUUUUUGAAGGUCCUAAGAAUUCUUUUAUCCUCCAAAACCUUAUGGACCUAAUUAUUGUGCAAUGUGAGAAAUUAGAAGUAAUCUUCACUGCUUCUAUUUCAAGAUGCUUACCACAGUUGCGGAUUCUAAUUAUAAGAGAAUGUAAAGAAUUAAAGCAGAUCAUUGAAGAGAAUGCAGAAAAUCAGGAAAUGUCUUUCCCAAAGCUAGGAGAGAUAGUGGUCGAAAAAUGCAACAAAUUAACAUAUCUCUUUCCUUUCUCCACUUCUAAAGAGCUUCCAUGGCUUCAAGUUCUGAUAAUAAAAGAAGCGUCUGAGUUAAAGGAAGUAUUCAGAGCUGAUCAAAAAGUUGAGUUUCCACAGCUAAGACUUUUAGUAUUUGUAAAACUAAUAAUCUUCAGCCUCAGCCAGGGGAUUGAAUUGGAGAAUACACAUCUUUGGGUGCAGAGUUGUCCAAAUCUCUCUUUGACUUCAACGAUAGAGUCCGAUCAGUUGGAGAACACAGUUUUUCGCUAUGUCUACGGAGGUUGUUAUUCUUGGGAAAUAAUAAAAGGCAUUGCUCAAGAUCUUAAAGACUCAAUAAUCCAAGAUCCUAGCAAUGAAAGUCAAACUACAAAAAUCACUGAAGACAUCGAAGGUGAGCUGGAAGUCCAAGCAACUUCACAAAGUGAGUUGGCUUCUUCAGAAGUCAAUACGAAUCAAUCCAUUGCAGAGAUAAAGCAUGAAAUUGUUGAUGAAGAUUCAAGUUUAAAGAUACCAUCGGCAACAACAUCACCAAUUAAAUGGCAUGAAGCACAUUCAGAUGUGUUGUUGGAUGAACAAUCAACAGGAGAACCAUGCUUGAUGAACCAAAACCAGGCCAUUGGACUAACUGAUACCACCUUUAAAAUUUCUCAAGGAAAUAAUUGUCUUAAAGAAAUAGAGGACCAAAGUAAUCAAGAGGAUUUUGUAUCAAAGCAAACUAUUACAACAACUUUAUUCAUGGAUUCAGAAAAAGGGCACACAUCACCCAGACAAUUGCUUCCUCCUAUACAAGAGGGUGUUGAGAGAAAUUUUGAAGUAGGAACAACAUCAGCCAAUGCCAUGAUAGUAGCAUCGCCUAACUAUGGGAGAACAUUCUUCAAUGAAACACCAAUGGAAGAACAUUCUUCAAUGAAAGAACAACAGCCCCUUGGAGAAACUGAUAUUGGUUUUGAAGUUCCUCAAGGAAAUAAUGGAAUGCCACCACCUAACUAUUGUUUGAAAGACAGAGAGAACCAAAGUACUCAAGAAGGUUCUAUGUCAGGGAAAAAUAUAACAGCAACUCUACUGAUGAAGUCAGAAAUAAGGAACACAUCACUAGGACCAUUACUAUCUCCUUUACAAAAAGUAUUUUACUGUUUAUAUUCAAUAUAAGAGUGAAAGAAUGCUCUGAAUUUAAACAAUUUUAUGAUUAUGUGAAGGGUAUUAAGAGAAGUGUUGAAGAAGGAAAUACAUUAGCUAAUUUCAAGUCAAUAACGUCAUCAACUCGUUCAGAACUAGUUAGUUCAUCAUUAGGUCCAUCAGUUGCUUCUAAGGGUGAAACAUAUCCACAUGAACAUGGAGAUGGCCAAAUGGGCAUACAAUCUGUUUUAGUUGUGCCUCCCUCUGCUCAAGAAACUUCAGAGAUAGCGCUUGCCCUCACUAACUCUCAUGAUCCAGUUUGUUUGAACGGUGAUGCUUCCAUGAAAGUAAGCUCAAUGGUUGAGGAACUGUUUCUUAACAAUGAUGGCAUAAGAGUUUCAGAUUCUAAUCCCUUUCCUGGCAUCCCUUCCAAUGUUGUAUCCAAGUCUCUUUCAGUGCCAUUUGAAGGGAGCCCUUCUCAAACCAUGGAUGAUGUGAGUUUUGCUUCUCUCAAAAGUGAACUUGAGCAACUGGUCUCCAACAAGUAUUUGGCUUCUGAGAACAUGACUCUGUUGACUGAAUUUUUGGCAAAGCAUACUUCUCUUCGUUUAAAAGACAAUGCAUUUAGUAACAAAUACAAAGGUUAUGCCUACACUUGCCUGGCUGAGCUACUGAAAUUCCUCCAAACACACAGUGUUUUGGAAGUGUUAGGGUCAAAGCACUCUAACUUUAUGGAGUUAAUGCAAGACAUGAGAAGUUUUGUUUUGAUAAGAAUUGGUUAGAUGGUGUUGAAAGACGUGCCUUGUUUCCUAGUUUACAAGCAUCUGAAGAUGCAUUGCAGAAAUUAUUGGACUCAAAACGCAUUUUGACUCAGCAUGUGAAGGAUCUUAAGCAUCAAGUGGCAUCUUCUGAAGCUGUUUUGGAGAGUAUAAUUCAACAAGAGGCACAAGUAAUGGAAGCUAGGGCUUCUUUGAGUGCCCCUCUUGGCUAUUAGACUCUGUUUUUUCUUGUAUUUCUCCAUUGCUACAUUUUGCCUAGGAACUUUGAAUAUUUCUUAGGUAGUUCAUUCCUUGUAUGAAAUGCACUAAACCAUGUAUUUCAUAUAUAUUUUAAAAUAUCAGAGUUUCAUGUGUUACAUAUGAUGAAGUUUUGAUUUCUUCUAAAUAAUAUUAACUAUUUUUCUAUUUU
This is a messenger RNA of Abrus precatorius (Indian licorice), 5370 nucleotides long. RefSeq lists its product as uncharacterized. Bases 1 to 4215 code for a protein of 1404 amino acids. The transcript is spliced from 12 exons. The record is from RefSeq and is a predicted model, not a curated record. Gene Ontology annotation, molecular function: ADP binding. NCBI's taxonomy places the organism in Eukaryota, Viridiplantae, Streptophyta, Magnoliopsida, Fabales, Fabaceae.